Messenger RNA from Culicoides brevitarsis, 518 nucleotides. RefSeq names its product cytochrome c oxidase assembly protein COX20, mitochondrial (gene l(3)87Df). The transcript has 2 exons. The record is from RefSeq and is a predicted model, not a curated record. Gene Ontology annotation, cellular component: mitochondrial inner membrane; mitochondrion. Gene Ontology annotation, biological process: mitochondrial respiratory chain complex IV assembly. Lineage: Eukaryota; Metazoa; Arthropoda; Insecta; Diptera; Ceratopogonidae. The coding region runs from base 71 to 457 and encodes 128 amino acids.
CGUGAAUUGAACCAAAACAUUGCGUGAAUGGUCUUUUUCAAAAAAUAAAAAUUUCCCAAAAAUUAAGAAGAUGUCGAUGGAUCUAAAAGUCGAUAAUCCUGUACCGGUAAAGGACAUAACCGACGAAGAAGAAGAUUUGCCAAAACGGAGUUUAUAUAUAUUUGGCACGGAUGUCUCACAAAUUCCCUGUUUUCGGAGUUCGUGGCUUUAUGGCAUCAGCGGAGGAAUUGGAAUAGGGUUAAUUACCUUCAUGAGAACUUCGCGAGGUAAUUUUUCAUGGAAUGUCGGGGUAGGAUCACUUUGCGCCAUUACCGUCGCAUAUUGGAUUCCGUGUCGGUAUUUGUAUUCUAAAAGUGCUAUCGAGUAUGCGAAGUUGCAAAAAGGCAUCAGAGCAGCUGCUGUGUACGAAGGAUCCGCACUUGAGAAGGAAGUUAUGGAAAAAAGUGAAGAUGUGUGAAAGUUAGGCGACUUUUUUAUUAGAAAAUUUUAAUAAAACUUGAAAUAUUUAGAAAAAAAAU